Molecule: messenger RNA, 3985 nt
Organism: Archocentrus centrarchus (flier cichlid)
Lineage: Eukaryota; Metazoa; Chordata; Actinopteri; Cichliformes; Cichlidae
Product: innate immunity activator protein-like
Exons: 10
Coding region: 299-2128 (609 amino acids)
Biological process (GO): positive regulation of protein ubiquitination; adherens junction maintenance
Source: RefSeq, a predicted model, not a curated record
CGCUUUACCUUCAGUGAGCUCUCGGAGUAUGCUCUCCAGCAAAGUUAGUGUUUGGAGAGUAUAACUUAAGUUUAAUGGUUGUUUUCCUGUUAAUCCAAGCGUCUAGUCUACGGAGACGUAACGUUGGGACUCGGUGCUGUUUUGUUCCAGGCCCUUUUUCCCCCACUGAAUCUAAAGUAAACUUCCAGCUCAAAUCUGGGAGGCUGCGAGCCAAUGGAGCGCAGAUUGUAUGGAUGAGGCAUGCUGCUAGCAGGCUAACUAGCUACCAAGAACAGGAACAGGAAGUCCAUCUACUGACAUGGAGGGCAACGGGGAGGUCAGCGACACUGACAGCGGCAUCAUUCUUCAUUCAGGGUCUGACAGCCCAACAACCCACACAAAGGAUGUGACCACACACACGCGGGCAAUAAAGAUCAAACACCAGGAACUCCAAGAGAAACUGGAGUUGUGCUUACGUGAGCUGAGGAAACUCUGCAUCCGAGAAGCUGAGCUGACAGGCCGGCUGUCAAAAGAUUAUCCUCUGCAGCUAGGAGAGAAACCGCCGCAAAUUCACAGACGUGUUGGAGCUGCAUUUAAACUGGAUGAACUCAACAUCCCUCAAGGAGCAGAGGAUUCAAAACUAAGUUCAGUCGAUGCUGCUCUAGCCCUUCAGAUGAAGAUAUAUGAAGCUGCACGGAAGCUCUGCGAAGAGGAAAACUUGAGCAAAUCUGUGAAGAAAAGCCGCCAGCAGCAGUGCAAAAGAGAGGAGAAGAAACUCAAGCACCUACAAGAGACAGCCUUCAGCCUGCGACUGGAACAUGGCCGAACAUCACUACUCCCUGCACUCGGUAUUAUGCAACGAGACCUUGGCACAUCUGAUGACAGCUCUCUGUCUGAUUCUGUUGUGCAAGAUGAAGAAGUCACAAGCCAGUCUUCACAGCCUUCUUCAGGACUCCCUUAUCCAGCAGAGACAGAUCCUCCCCAGCCUCGCCCCCUGUCCACGCAGUCGUGCGUGGACGGCGCCUACAUGCCUCCAUUUGUGACUGCACAGUCCCUGCAGCUGAACCUGAGUCACUCUCCCCAUCCAGGCCUUGACUUGAGCUUCAACUCGAGCCCUGCAUAUGACCCUCCUCCCAUCGAGCACUCCCCGUGGACCGAGUCAAGUCUUGACCAACCUUUCCAGAAGAGCAAGAAGUCACGCUCAUCCACCAAGAUGAGCAGUCCAGCCAAAACUGAUCCAUUGCCACUGUUGGAGGCUUUGCCUGUCCAGCUUUCCCAUCUGAAACUGAGUCGCACCCAGUCAAACAGUACACCCUCCACUCCAGAGAUGCGAGUGCACAGACAACUCUCCUUCAGGCUGUCCUCUCCCGAGUCGUCAUUUGAAAAGGAGCGCGGUCGCCCCAGAGGUGCAAGGAGGCGACUGACCGAGUUCUCAAUAACUUUACCAGAGACUCCAUCCCCUACAGUGAACUAUAGAAGCCAUGUUAGCUCUGAGGACAGCAACUCUGAAAACUCAUUUACUUCUUACAAUACCCCCCCGUGUCGGGAAUUGCCCUGUGAUUUGCCCAAACAAUAUCAGUCUGCAUUCCUGCUCCCUAGCCCAGUUGGCAGCUAUGGACCUCAAGCUUUUCCACAUCCUGGCUUUUACCAUAAUCCCCGGUACCAGCCCUGUACUGGUAUUCAAAAAGGCUAUUACAAUGAAGAAGUGGUCUACAAUAAUAUGGAUAUGCCACAGAGCUAUUUCCCCCAGCAAGCUCCUCGUUCCCCAAAUAGAUAUGAUUAUAGGUAUAAAGACAAUGCACUACCUCCCCACAGAGUACAGAGGCCUUUUCUUCCUGAUAUCACAGUCACCCCUCCAGCAAAAUUGGACCAUCCACACUGGCACUCUAAUGGUCUCCCACGACAAGCAGUGAAUGAACAGCUGAUGUCAUGGCAUAGGCGCAGUCAGCAAAGAGCACCCAGGUCUCGUUCUCUUGACAGACAGGGAGCAAUCCGAAUGAAAAGCAUGUUUGUUGGAGAGUCACCCAGCUACCAAACUCAGCGAUACCAUGAGCAGGUGAUUCAGAGAGGGGCUCUCCACAGAGCUGCAGAGGAUGCUGAAGGUCGCUGGUUUGGAGAGGACGCCUCUCAUUUUUAUAGCCAAGUGUAAAGAGAAGAAACUUGGAUGCCAAACUAACCCUGUUAACUCAAAGGCAGCAUGUUCUCCCGUUAAACCAAAGUGAGAUAGUCGGAAAAAUGAUUUAGAUUCACUUUUUGUGACCGUUAGAACUUUUCAUGAAAGUUCUUAUUAUCUUGUAGUAAAAAAUUAAAGCGUCUAACAACAUAAUGUUACUUAGCAUAGCACAAACUUGCCUCCAGGUUAACGUAAAACCCUCAGCAAUGUGAGUGCAGUGCAUAUGUAUUGGAUAUUGGAUGCAACUGAAAAGUAGUUUUGUUUUUGUUUGUUUUUUUUUUUUUGUUUUUUUUUACUGAUUAAGCAUUGAUCUGAAUGCCUGUGAAUUAUUAGUAAUGAAGCAGGGAUAAAUGUUCAGAUGCAGUCAGCUAAAUUUGGGUCCGUUUAUGAAAUCUCGCUGGGUUUCUUUUCAUUGCUUCAUAUGUGAAGCAAUCAAACAAAAUGACAAAUGGGGCAAGAGAUGACAUGAACUCCCACAAAGAAACAACUACCAAAAUGUGCUUAGUGUAGCUGGAUGACCAAUGUAAAUGUUCCAGAAAUAGUGUUGCAAAUAUAAAGUUGUUUACAAUGAAUUCAGGAUGAAUUGUUGUUGUCGGGUAAACUGCUAUAGGUACUUUACAUCCACACUAACAUGUUUUUUUUUUGUUUUAAAACUUCAUGUUAAAUGCACAUCAUACAGCCAUUCACACACAAUGGACGUGCCUCCUGCAUCCAUAACAUGCAGAAUUUUAAAAAAACAAACAAUUUAUGGUGCCUUAAAUGCAGUCAUGUGGACAUGAGAUAUAAAUAUAGUAAAAUGUGUUUUAAAACAAAUGGGGAAAGAUUAGUGUUGACAUGGCCUUAAUUAUAUGACUGCCAUUGUUAUUGGUAGCUUAAAAUCAACCAAAUAAUUAUUCUAGGCCAUUUACCAAAGAGAAAGGAACCAGCUUUCUGCUGUCUGUUAGUUGAAAAACAAGCAUUCAUUUUCACUUAGCUGUAUGAAGGAAAUGAAUCCACUGCUAAAAUAAUGUAAAUUAGCAACACAUCCUUUAUAAGUGUUUUGUUUGUUUGUUUUCAUCAUGUUACCUGAGAUUGAUUAAGUCACCGUUUUAAUGAACUUGUGCUGCUUUAAUUCAAGAUCCCAGGUUUGUCCCCUUUAUCAUGUACUUGUGGAGACAAAGUUGUCUCAAUGUUAUACUUAAAUGUGUCUGUAGCUGUGCCAGUUAACUUGAACUAACAGACUUAAUCAGCUAGUCCAAACUAGAUUUUAACCUACUCAACAUGGAAUGGUAGCAAAUUAAGCCAGAGCAGAGUCUUGAGGCAUGGCAGCUAUUAGCGUGUCAAAUUGUAGUGUUUUGAACUUAAUCUGUACCUUUUACCUAUGUCUGAGACAGCCGCUCACUAACAUUUCUGUUAGCAGCAGUAACAAUUGGACCCUGAGGUGGACUCGCAAACACUAUAAACCCACCACUCUCAAUCAAACCAACUUUAAAUAAUCGAUAAUUUGAGAGUCAGAGUUAUGUAGGGCAAAUUCAGCUACAGAUACACACUGACUGGUCUCUCACAGUAAUCUAUUUAUCUUAAUUUAUUGUGAUUUGCACCACUGGACCUGUGGAAAGUCAGACUUGAAAUUAAGUACAAUAUGGACCAGAGUUUGCAAAACGAAUCAGGUGUCCAGUUUACAAAAAAAAGAGAAAAACAGACCACAAUCAUGUUACCCUUUGUGCCUCUUUUUACUGUCUUUUUUUUAUUUAUCAUUUACAGUAGUUUAAGUGGACCUGUUGUUUUAUAUUGUUAAAAAAAAUCUGUGAAAAAUGUUUUCCCUGUGGACAUAAAUAAAGAGUAUUGUUUGAA